Neofelis nebulosa (Clouded leopard) is the source of this 3401-nucleotide messenger RNA. RefSeq names its product nucleolar protein 9 (gene NOL9). Gene Ontology annotation, biological process: cleavage in ITS2 between 5.8S rRNA and LSU-rRNA of tricistronic rRNA transcript (SSU-rRNA, 5.8S rRNA, LSU-rRNA). The transcript has 12 exons. The coding region runs from base 34 to 2103 and encodes 689 amino acids. Gene Ontology annotation, cellular component: nucleus. Lineage: Eukaryota; Metazoa; Chordata; Mammalia; Carnivora; Felidae. Gene Ontology annotation, molecular function: polynucleotide 5'-hydroxyl-kinase activity. The record is from RefSeq and is a predicted model, not a curated record.
GAGAUUCUCGCGCGGCAGGCGCCCGUGGCCAACAUGGCGGACGCCCAGCUGCUGCUCAAGCGGGGUCCUUCCCGCUCCACGUGGCUGCGGGCCCGCAAGGCUCGGCCCCAGCUGGUCCUCAGCCGCCGGCCCCGCCGCCGGCUCGGGACCCUGCGCUGGUGCGGCCGGAGGCGCCUGCGGCGGCGGCUGCUACAAGCCCAGGCGGCCGGCGCGGACUGGCGGGAGAGCGGCUGCCUGGUGUCGCGCUCGGCCGCCCGGAGGCCCAAGACCGCGGCCCCCAGCCCGGCCCCGGCCGCGGCCCCCGCCCCGAGUUGCCCCACGACCCUCCCCAUCCCGCCGGUGCGGCCGGCCGGCCCGGGCCGCGCCUUGCUGCUGCUGCCGCGGGACCAGGGUUUUACUUUUAGCGGGAUCUGUCGUGUGACGUGCCUCUAUGGCCAGGUGCAGGUGUUAGGUUAUACCAUCAGCCAAGGCCACCCUGCCCAAGAUGUCUUCUCUACCUACACUCAUUCUCGCCUUACUAUCAACGCAGUUCAUUACUCUGUGCCUGAGAAAAGCAAGAAGGAGGUGAAAAGGGAAGCCCGAGCUUUGCUCAGAUCUCAUCUUAACCGGGAUGACAGAUGCUGGUUGAUGAAGAAUUUUUCUCCUCUGUGUUCCAUUGUGAUGUUGGAACAGCUGAGAACCUCCACUGUAAACUUCUUAGUCAGCCACCCGGGUUUAUCUUACGUCUUUGUACAAGAGAGCCCAACCUUCCAGAUUAACUCUGAACAUUUAGCCCUGAGGUCUGUUGGCAUCAAAAGAGAGAAGAAGAAGAACGGCCUUCGUUUAACUGAGAGUGCCCUGUCUGCCAUGGAAGAGCUAGUCACUGUGUCCUGUGAAGAAGUAGAUGGCUGCCCUGUCAUUCUGGUUUGUGGCUCUCAGGACGUUGGAAAGUCAACAUUUAAUAGAUACCUGAUUAACCAGUUGCUAAACAGUAUUUCCUGUGUUGACUAUUUGGAAUGUGAUCUGGGACAGACAGAAUUUACGCCUCCAGGUUGCAUUUCCUUACUUAAUAUUACAGAACCAAUUCUAGGACCACCUUUUACUCACCAGAGGACACCACAGAAAAUGGUAUAUUAUGGGAAACCUUCUUGUAAAAACAACUAUGAGAAUUAUAUUGAGAUAAUACAGUACGUGUUCAGCUCCUACAAGAGAGAGGCCCCUCUCAUCGUCAACACGAUGGGCUGGGUGUCAGACAAGGGGCUUCUGCUUCUCAUCGAUCUCAUCCGGCUGCUGUCUCCCAGCCACGUGGUCCAGUUCAGUUCCGGGCGGAGUAAGUACAUGCCAAACCUCACUCCUGACUAUGUAGACGACAUGGACGGCCUGUACACAAAGAGCAAGUCCAGAAUCCGGAACAGAGGUUUCCAGCUGGCGGAGUUUACAGAGAGUUUGGAAUUUGCCGAUGAAGAAAAGGAGAGUCCCGUUGUGUUCACUGGACAUAAGCUGAUUUGCGUCCAGUCAGACUUUGCAUUUAGAAAAACACCAAGAAAUAGAGAGUCGCAUAACAAAGUUCUUCGUGAUCUGGCGGUACUGGGUUACCUCGGCCAGCUGCAGCCCCCGGUGCCAAAACCACUUUAUCCUUUACAUGGUCUGACACCCUAUCAGGUCCCUUUCAAUGCAGUUGCUCUCCGAAUUACUCACGCUGACGUCGCUCCUACCCAUAUAUUGUAUGCUGUGAAUGCCAGCUGGGUUGGUCUUUGCAAGAUCCUAGAUGAUGUUAGAGGGUACGCAAAUGGACCAAUCCUGCUCGCCCAGACUCCAAUCUGUGAUUGUUUGGGAUUUGGAAUUUGUAGAGGGAUCGACAUGGAGAAGCGGCUGUACCACAUCCUCACUCCUGUGCCCCCAGAAGAGCUAAGAAAUGUGAAUUGCCUAUUGGUCGGAGCCAUUUCCAUUCCGCAGUGUGUCUUCAAGAGCCAGCGUGGGCUUGAAGGGACAAUACCUUACGUCACAACAGAUUAUAAUUCUAAACUUCCUGGAGCAUCAGAGAAAAUUGGAGCAAGAGAAACCGAGGAGACACGUGAAGAGAAAGUACACCCAAAACCUAAGCUCUAUCGAAAAAUAAACUGAUACUGAUGUGGUCCAUAGGGGCAGGAGCUUUUCUACCAGAAAACUCGUCUCGGUCUGCAGCCUGACGUCAGACUGACGGCGAUGGCGGGAAUUGUGCAGUGACGCAGCAAGCGAGCUCCCUGGGUAACUCGUGGAUCUGUUGAGAGUAAAUUUAACUCUUUUUUUUUUUUCCUUAUGUUUUUCUUAUUUAUUUUUGAGACAGAGACAGAGCGUGAGCUGGGGAGGGGCAGAGAGAGAGGAAGGCACAGAACCUGAAGCAGGCUCCAGGCUCCCAGCUGUCAGCACAGAGCCUGAUCUGGGGCUCGAACUCACAAACCUUAAGGUCGUGACCUGAGCCAGAGUCAGAUACCCAACCAACUGAGCCACCCAGGCACCUCUAAAUUGAACUCUUUUCCAAGCUACGUGAUCUAGAGUUCUGCCCUAGUGUACUGUAUGGUUCGUCGUACUUUUUUAUUUUCUAAAGGGUUAAAGCAACAGGAAAAAGUUUGAGCAUCAUUAGAACAGAAAGAACACAGUUGAUGCCUCAAAAAACUCUUUAACGUCCUGGUUUUGGGAAUCUGAAUAAAAAUAGGGAAACUGGGGCCACAGAAAUCUACCAAAGAGGAAGGAAGGCCGGCCAGCGGGGUCGCAAGCAUAAAAGGAUGUGGGGGCUCCCCUCGUCCUCGAGCAGCGAUGGCAGACGGGCAGGAGGUCCAGCAGUGGGCUCCACUUGUGGACGGUCAGGGCCAGGCGGUCGUUCUCAUCCCGUCAUUUGGUGCUGUCCACGUUCUCUUCCAUUCCUGUGGCGUGGUGUGUCCGGUGUUAAAAGAUCAUGUUUGGUCUGCUCAAUUUAAUCAAGGCUUAGUAGUUAACAAAGUUUGGACUCAAAAACCCUUUGUAUUUUGGAGGUUUUUUUUUUGUUUUAUCUGAUGACUGUAAGCUGAAAAAGUUGCUUUGAAAUCCAGGAAACCUUUCCUGUGGCCUCCUUACAACUCUGUCUAUCCUAAUUGACUUUUCAUCUGAGGUUGAAGACCCACUGUGCACAGAGCUGCACACCAGGCUGUUGGAAGGACGGACAGGGCACCUGUGGGAAGCCCCAUCUUGCCUUUGACAGCUGGACCUGAACUCGUAUGUAAGGACGGACAACUCUGUGUCACGAGCGGUUUCUCCUAGGGGCACUGGAGGCCGGCGAUGACGCCGUUCUCCCAGAUGGCUUUGGGGAAGAUGAUGGGAAUCCAUCCUUUGCCUUCUUCCCGGUUAUGCCAGUUCCUGAUCCCCCAGGGUUGGAAGUGGUUUCAGUAAACAAGGGUGUCAGGUGG